GCACACGAGAAGCAGCGGCGGGUGGAUAAGAACUGGUUAAACGGGACUUUUAUCUCAUUAAAAGCAGCAGACCAGAGGAGUGAUCACUCUCUUCAGAUGCCGUUACUUCUCCCCCGGGACUCUUCCAUCCCUCGUGUCAACCUGUCAGACGGCCUCUGCCAGUCUCGCGCUAUUUAUGAAGGGCUCUCCCUGUGGGUGUCACACGGGUCUGAUGCUGCAGCUGCUGCUUCCUGUACUGAAGCACCACCAACCAGAGCCCUCUUCGCCGCAGAUCCCCACACCCCGAGCUGCAACACGGAGGCAUCUGUCGCGGAGACGCCGCCGUCCUGCGGAGGGAAGCCACGCCCGACUCGGUCUCCCGGUGUGUGUGCGCGAGCCGGUAACACUGCGGCGGCCCGUGCGAGAAGCGAGCAGGCAGCCCUUUGCCUCCGCGACACGCAGCACACGAUCUCUCUUCACCCAGGAGCUGGCGCUAGCUAGUAGCAGCUAGGUGGCUAAUGGCUAGCAGCAGCAGGUAGAUGACACAGGGGAAGCAUUAAGAAGAGAAAUGUGCCGACUCCAGACGUCGUAGGUGCACCUGCGAACGACCCGACUUUUUAACAACCACCUCGGCACGAUAGGUCUGAGCACACCGGCUCCCCGACAUGCUACCGAGACUGCACUAAUUUCGCUAACGUUAGCUAGCUAAGCUACUAGCCACCUAGAGCUGAGCCUGUUGCAUAUUCUCAGACUGAGUUUGGAACACGGAAGAGACUCGCUCCGCAGCUCGCCGGCUCGUUGUAGUGCAUCGUUUGAGAAGGGAACGCUUUCUUCUAGGGGAGUUAUCGACAUGGCUCCCAAGAGAAGACCCGUGCCCCUGAACAUAACGCCCAUUGGGGAGGGACAGGCCACCUCCAACACCAUCGACUCUGCAUCUGAAGCAAACCUUGAGGCCUUACAGAAGAAACUGGGCGAGCUGGACCUGGAUGAGCAGCAGAGGAAACGACUGGAAGCCUUCCUCACCCAGAAAGCUCAGGUCGGGGAGCUGAAGGACGAGGACUUUGACCCCAUAUGUGAGUUGGGUGCCGGGAACGGAGGAGUGGUCAACAAGGUCCGCCACAAACCCUCGGGUUUGGUCAUGGCCCGGAAGUUGAUCCACCUGGAGAUCAAGCCUGCCAUCAGGAACCAGAUCAUCAGAGAGCUGCAGGUUCUGCAUGAAUGCAACUCCCCCUACAUUGUGGGCUUCUACGGGGCCUUUUACAGCGAUGGCGAGAUCAGCAUCUGCAUGGAGCACAUGGAUGGUGGAUCCUUGGACCAGGUCCUGAAGGAAGCCAGAAGAAUCCCAGAAGAAAUCCUGGGAAAAGUCAGCAUAGCUGUAUUGAGGGGAUUAGCCUACCUGCGGGAGAAGCACCAGAUCAUGCACAGAGAUGUCAAGCCCUCCAACAUUCUGGUCAACUCUCGUGGGGAGAUCAAGCUGUGCGACUUUGGUGUGAGUGGCCAGCUCAUAGAUUCCAUGGCCAACUCCUUUGUUGGAACCCGCUCCUACAUGUCGCCGGAGAGACUGCAGGGCACUCACUACUCGGUUCAGUCUGACGUGUGGAGCAUGGGUCUGUCCCUGGUAGAGCUGGCAAUUGGGCGCUACCCCAUCCCCCCACCAGACGCCAAAGAACUGGAGGCCAUCUUUGGACGGGCUGUUAUAGACGGGGCCGAGGGAGAGCCUCACACCAACAUGCAGAGGCCCAGACCACCAGGGAGGCCUGUGAGCGGACACGGGAUGGAAAGUAGACCUGCCAUGGCCAUCUUUGAACUUUUGGACUACAUUGUAAAUGAGCCGCCUCCUAAACUGCCACUUGGUGUCUUCACCAAUGACUUCCAGGACUUUGUGACAAAAUGUUUGAUCAAAAACCCAGCGGAUCGAGCAGAUCUGAAGAUGCUGAUGAGUCACACGUUCAUCAAACGGUCAGAGGUGGAGGAAGUGGACUUUGCUGGCUGGUUGUGCAAAACCAUGGGGCUCAACCAGCCCAGCACUCCCACCCGCAGCACUGAGUGAACCCCCACUGCCCUGACACACCUUUGGGUCUUGCUUGCAUACGCAUACAUACAUAUACUACACACACACGCACACAUACAUAUAUAUGUACUACACACACACACACAAACACACACAAGCCAUCAAACAUAUUGGCACUUUUUUCAUCUAGCUCUUGGGUAAAACAGUUUUGGCUUCCCCUCCUCUUCUUUUAUUUCUUCACCAGCAGCAGGUCCGAUGAGUCAUUGUACUGUAAGACCACAGCUUCAAUAUGCCAGUGUAAAGAGUAGCCACUGCUCACGUUUCCACACAGCUAGAGAGGAUGUAAAGCACUGACGAGCUGCCAAUGUGUCAUGCUGAGAUUGACAAAAUCUUUUUGUAUUGUUGAAUAUUCUGUAUUAAUCUUUUCUAUGGCAACAGUUGAUGGCUUGUGGCAUUUUAAUUACCUGCUGCAGAGUUUUGUUGGGCUGAAAAUGACCAGGGAGAAACACAAACGUGUAUCAUAUCACAUAUUACUUGCAAAUUUCAAAAUUGGUUUUAUUCAAGGUUAAUGCAGUUAUUUUGAUUUAAAAUCCCCUUGUCAAACUUACACAGUCUAAGUUUUUUCCAAAGAGACCUUGCUGUUACCUCCUAUAAAGUAAUCACAUUUUGUGAACAGAGUGCACAGGACGAAUGGGCCUAUCAGGAGUCAUUGUCACUUUUUGGUAAAUGAGCGAUCAUUGUAAAAAUCACUUUGUGAAAGUGUCACAAACCAAAGAGGGUUCUCAUGGCUAAUAAUACCUGAUCAGUUUUUUUUUUGUAUGCACAUUAAUGAACAGUGUAUCCGUGUACUUUAAAUGUUUUUAUUUUCUAAUUAGUGACCUACACGCUGAUUGCGUUGACAUUGUUUCCUCCGCAUACAUUUCAGUUCACAUCCCACACAGUGUGUCUCAUGUUCAGAAUGCUGUGGAGGCCUGAUACAUGCCAGAAUGUCUUUCUUUUUUUUUUACAUUGAGAAAACAAUGAUCAAACUGUAUUCGUGGGAUGAUAUAGCAUGGUUUAUUAUCUUUCAAAUACUGUAAGUGUGUUUUAUUUCCCAAGAUCUUGAUGGGGAUGAUUAGCUGGUGUUUUUAUCAAAAGCCUAAAUCUCUGUCGAUGUCGAUUUCGAAUUUCAAUCACGUUGACAAAUUUAACUUUUAUUUUUCUUAGUUGUUGGUCUGUACUUUCCCUUAAAGUGUAUUCGGUUAUGUUUUCACUGUACUGCUAUGUGUGGCGCUCCAAGCUUUCUCUUGGGACUCAACCAGAAGAGCUGUGCUUUGGUUAAAAAGAAUUGGGUUGAACACUUUUGAAAAUCUUUUCCUAGUGGUUUAACCCCGUUAAUUGUGAUAAAAAUGCAAACCGGCCGAAGUGGAACUUAAAUCGUUUCAAGUAGUACAAUGGAUUUGACUGCAAAAUUUUACACGUGGUGGUGGUAUUACUUGCUAGCCUGCCGUCUUGCUAGAGCUCUUGUAUUCUCUCUGUUAUGGCUGCCCCUUAUUCCCCCAGAAACGUGCAUUCAUUUACAGCAAAAUGGAUGUGUUGUCACUUGUAUGUGUACAAAGCUAUAUACAAAAAUUACAGGAGUACUAUUUUGCAGUCUUAAUAUACAAAUUUUUGAUUUAUGUAAAUGACAAGGGAGAAGAGUCAUUUUAUUAUAAUAUAAAAGUGUUGGAUAUGAUUAUAAUGUAUAAAAAAGAUGAAAAUAAAACUUAUUUGUGAAUGUA
Molecule: messenger RNA, 3750 nt
Organism: Scophthalmus maximus (turbot)
Lineage: Eukaryota; Metazoa; Chordata; Actinopteri; Pleuronectiformes; Scophthalmidae
Gene: map2k2a
Product: mitogen-activated protein kinase kinase 2a
Exons: 11
Coding region: 830-2029 (399 amino acids)
Biological process (GO): protein phosphorylation
Molecular function (GO): ATP binding; protein kinase activity
Source: RefSeq, a predicted model, not a curated record